UUUAGUUGUCUGAUGCCUGGUGUUGGCAAACGUAGCUGCCUCGAUCGACAUUCGCGAUUCUAAGCUCGCGGUCUCACACAUACUACCAACGAAAUAUACUAUAUAUAUAAAUAUAUAUAUAUAGAUUUAACUGUGUGUUUAUUUACGGAUUCACUGAUCCGAUUAGACUCAAAGAUUGUACUAUUAGUUCUACAAUAUGUGGCGCUUACUUUUGGCACUUGUAAUUCUGAUGAGUGCGGUCAGAUCAGAGACGGAUCUGUGGCGUACUGAUCUUCGCAGUCCCGAGACCCAGGCCUACAUCAUGCGGCUGCAGCAAGAGCAGGCGCAACAACAGCAGCAGAAAGAGACGCUACAGCCACCGCCAUCGCUACAGCAACAGCAGCAGCAACAGUCGCAGCCCGCAGAGUACCGGCCAUCGCCCGACCUUGUCAACAUGACAGUGAACAUUCGCACAGAUCCAAUAGCUGGGAGUGCUACCUGGGGUAGCUCCGCUUCCGGCUCAUCCUACGUGGACGUGGCCAGCUCCGAUCAGAUAGCUCGCAGUGUCUUCAACUUCGCCCAGAACCUGGCGAAUCAACUGAGCGUGAGAUAUCGCAAGACCGAGAUAUUCUCGCCCCUCAGCAUUGCCUCCUCGCUGGCCCUACUGCUGCUCGGCGCCAAGGGGCGCAGCUACCAGGAGCUGUCCUCAGUGUUUGGCACAUCGGAUACCAUCAAAUUUCACGAGCAAUUCGGACUGAUGCUGCAGGAUGUGCGGCAGCCCACAAUGGAGUUGGUGUCCGCCCAGCGGCCACAGGUGCCGUGGCGUACGAGUAGUGGUCGCCAAUAUCGACGCUAUCUGCGACCCGCACCCCACGAGGUGCAUCUGGCCAACGGACUGUUCACCCAGGCGGGCUACACGCUCAAUGCCGGUUACAGUCAAGUGAUCCGCGAUAUUUAUGGCUCGGAUCUGGAGACGGAGGACUUCGAGGCAAGUCCGGCCAAGGCGCGUUACAACAUCAACAGUUGGGUGGCGCAGCACACACGCAACCAUAUCGAGAGCAUCAUAUCCAGUGAUAUACCACAGAGCACCCGCAUGAUACUGGCCAAUGCCCUGUACUUCAAGGCCUUCUGGGAAACGGAUUUCCUCAUGUCGGCCACCAGGCCGGACACUUUCUAUCCAAAUGGCGAGGGAACUCAGCCGGCGCUGACUGUCUCGAUGAUGGCUACCGGCGGCAGUUUUCCCUAUCACGAGGACCAACAGCUGGGCUGCAAGAUCCUGGGCCUGCCCUAUCGCGGCAACCUGAGCACCAUGUACAUCAUUCAGCCCUUCAAGUCGUCCGUCAACCAGCUGCAGAUGCUGCAGCAGAGACUGAACGCGGACGUGGUCGAGGACCUGAUCGGCAAAAUGGUUCGCCGCACAGCCGUAAUCGCCUUCCCCAAGAUGCACAUUACAGAGUCUGUUAACCUGAAGACCAUGCUCCAGAAAAUGGGCAUCGGCGGCAUCUUCAGCACAGUCCAGAGUGACCUCUCCCUCAUUGCCACAAGUGAGCCGCAGUUGCCGGGUAGUGAACUUAGUAAUAGUCCGAGGGGCAACGGCCUUCAGAGUCUGGAGGCCCAGCGACGCGCCUCGCCGGCGGCACGCUCCGAUCUCGUCGUGGAUGACAUUGUGCACAAAGUUGACUUCACCGUCAACGAAACGGGCACGGAGGCAGCGGCGGCGACGGUCACGUACCUGAAAAAAUCCGGACCCGAUGUGCUCUUCCGGGCCGACACGCCUUUCAUUAUUUUGGUGCGCCAUGAUCCAACAAAGCUCAUCCUGUUUUACGGAAUCAUCAAUGAGCCGCCAACGGCUAACUAGGUUUCGUUUCAAAGGUCAAGCAAUUAGUGCAUAAGAUCGUUGACUUUUUCGUUAGUCUCUUAAGAAGCUAUUUAAUAUGAUAAUAAACUAAGUAAAAUACAGCGCAACAA
Drosophila guanche is the source of this 1947-nucleotide messenger RNA. It is a transcript of the gene Spn28Dc, whose product is annotated as serine protease inhibitor 28Dc. Bases 197 to 1837 code for a protein of 546 amino acids. The record is from RefSeq and is a predicted model, not a curated record. Lineage: Eukaryota; Metazoa; Arthropoda; Insecta; Diptera; Drosophilidae. The transcript has 2 exons. Gene Ontology annotation, molecular function: serine-type endopeptidase inhibitor activity.